AUGAUGCAACAUAGUCCAGAACUUCAACCCGCUCCCCAAGCGGCAACGCACGAUGCAUCCCCGGUGAACACGGAGAGAACUGGCACGUCCCAAGCAACAAAUGCCAUGACAGCAGCAGAAACGGCAAGUGAUCCUCGAGUGGAAGCAGCACAGGCCGUUCGACUGAGUGUACCCGAAAUGGACCUGCACAAUUUGCCUGCGUACUUUUGUGCACUGGAGCAUUGGUUCGCCGCGACCGGAAUCACCGCCAAAAUGGACCAUAAGCGCUACCACGUAUUGAUGGCCCAAAUUCCUCUUCGAGUGUAUAACGAGAUCCAGCCGAUAAUCGAGAAUGUACCUGCAACGGAACGGUACAAUUACAUCAAGCGGAACAUCCUCCAGCAUUUCGGGGAAUCCCAGCGUAGCCGCCUCCAUCGUCUCCUAUACGGCAUGGACUUAGGGGACCGUAAGCCAUCCCAGCUGCUAGCUGAAAUGCACCGAGCCUCCAGCGAUACGUUGGCCAGUACGCUCCUCACCGACCUUUGGAUCAACAAGCUUCCGCCACAUGUGCAAUCGGCCGUCGUUGCUGCACCCGGAAGUGUAACUGAGAAAGCUGCCGUCGCCGAUACUAUGGUGGAGUGCCUGUCCGCAUCCAACAACACCAGUGUGCACCAUGCCGUAGCCGGGGUGCGCACCACACCCAACGAUUUCGAGCAACGCAUUUCGCGCCAGGUGGACGAACUCACACAGCAACUUAACGACUUCAUCACAGAGUGUCGUAACCGUGACCAACGCCAAAGUCGACCGCGCUCACGUCCACCAGUGGCAUCUCGUGUCGGUACAGAACCAUCUGAAGGAGAGUGCUACUACCAUCGACGUUACGGGACAGCCGCCCGGACCUGCCGCCAGCCCUGUUCGUUUCCAGCCCCUGUUCAGCCUGAGGAUACGCUGGAGAUAUCGGAUCGCAGGUGGCUACCAUCUCACCUGUGA
Anopheles arabiensis is the source of this 969-nucleotide messenger RNA. RefSeq lists its product as uncharacterized. NCBI's taxonomy places the organism in Eukaryota, Metazoa, Arthropoda, Insecta, Diptera, Culicidae. The coding region runs from base 1 to 969 and encodes 322 amino acids. The record is from RefSeq and is a predicted model, not a curated record. The transcript has a single exon.